Messenger RNA from Phoenix dactylifera (date palm), 3019 nucleotides. RefSeq names its product binding protein. Gene Ontology annotation, molecular function: chromatin binding. The record is from RefSeq and is a predicted model, not a curated record. Gene Ontology annotation, biological process: DNA replication initiation. Gene Ontology annotation, cellular component: nucleolus. NCBI's taxonomy places the organism in Eukaryota, Viridiplantae, Streptophyta, Magnoliopsida, Arecales, Arecaceae.
GGCGGAGAAUCGGGAGCCCUGAGCCCUAAUUUUCGUGCUGCUGUCCUUCCCUGCAAGCAGACGUCGCCGGACUCCACCACGACCCGCCGCCGGCCCUCCUCUCCUCCCCCAACGCUUGUCAUUGUUAUUAUCUCACUCUUCUUGCCUCACGACUCUCCUCGUAGGGUUUUAGGAGCUUCGGACUCGGAAACCCACUAAAACCCUAACACUGAAUUCUCCUUCUCCAAAUCGCAGCUCUUCCGGCUAGAAUCUAAUGGGGAAGAAGAAGAAGGUAAUCCUUCCUCCCGAGCUCCCUCAGGAGGUUGCCGACGAUGAGGUUGAAGUAUCCGACGAGGAUGUUGAUUUCGUGAGAGAGAAUCUGAAAUAUGCCAAAUUUCUCACCAAAUUGGACACGAACUCAAUCAACCGACAUGUUACACGAGUCGCUGAUCAUAAGGAAGAUGAACUGGAAGCUCUUUAUGAGAAGCGGAAUAGAAAAGCUGCUCUGCUGAAAUCCAAGGAGGAAGAUGAGCGGUACGUGGAUCCAGUUGAUGCUCUUCCAAUUAAGACAUUAGAUGGAGAGUUGCAAUACAGAACGGCCAAGGGUUCAAAAUCUGGAGACAUAACCAAUGAAAAUAAAUCUGCAUCUUGGAUUAAAGAUAGUGAAAAAGAUACUGGUGUAGUAAAGCUUACAAAAGCAGAACGAAGGCUAAAAAUGAAGAAAAGUAGAAAGGAAGCUAAGAAACUAGCAGAGGAGGAAACAAAAGUUGAUCCUGCAGAAGAAAAACUACACUCAGAAGUGCUGGCUAAGGUGGAGGAGGACCUUUCAGCUGAAGAGUUAUUUGCAAAGAAGAAAAUUAGACUGGCAGAAGUUGGGAUGGCAUUGAUUGAAAAUCCUGAGUCAAAUAUUAAGUCCCUAAAGGAGUUGUUGCAGAUUUGUGAUGAUGAUGACCAUAACAUAGUCAAGCUUGGUUUGAUGUCUCUACUGGCUGUUUUCAAAGACAUCAUUCCUGGGUAUCGUAUCAGGUUACCAACUGAAAAGGAGCUGGAGAUGACAGUUUCAAAAGCAGUACAACAAACACGUUCCUAUGAGUCUACACUUCUACACUCGUACAAGGCAUAUCUUCAAAAACUGAUAACCUUGGAUAAGCAGCCUACAUUUCACCAUGUCGCUGUUCGUUGCAUGUGUAGUCUUCUAGAUGCUGUACCACAUUUCAACUUUCGUGAGAGCUUAUUAGCUAACGUCGUCAAGAAUAUAAGCUCCUCGGAUGAUGUCGUAAGGAAACUCUGUUGUGAAGCGAUAACGUCACUUUUCAUCAAUGAGGGAAAGCAUGGUGGUCAAGCAACUCUGGAAGCUGUUCGAUUGAUUGCUGCUCAUGUGAAGUUCCAUGAUUGCCAACUUCAUCCUGACAGUAUAGAUGUCUUUUUAUCCUUGACAUUUGAUGAAGAUCUUGGAAAAUCUGAAAGUAAGGAGGAAAAGGUGAAACACAAAAAAAAAAGGCGUUGGCAGAAUCAAGAGGGCUCAAAUCAAGUGCAAGGGAGUGAUAGAAAGAAAGCCAGGCAGGAAUUAAUGGUGAAGACGAGAGAAGAGGUCAAUGCAGAUUUUAAGGCUGUUUCAUUUGUUCCAGGCUCAGAAGAGCGACGAAGGAUGCAGUCAGAAACGCUUUCUGCUGUUUUUGAGAUGUACUUCCGUAUUUUGAAACAUAGCAUGGAUCCUUCUGUCUCAAGGUCUAAAGUCAAUGCUGUUGCAGCAUCUGGUGCAUCUGGAUCCCACCCAUUACUUGCAUCAUGCUUGAAUGGCUUGGGGAAGUUCUCUCAUUUGAUUGAUUUAGAUUUUAUGGGUGAUCUUAUGGGCUGCCUCAAGAAGCUUGCUGGAUAUAGUGACCACUUUGAUGGCUCUUCAUCUGAAAGUUGCUUGUCUGUUUCAGAACGUUUCCAAUGCUGCCUUGUGGCAUUUAGAGUAAUGAGGAACAACCUAGAUGCAUUGAAUGUCGAUCUGCAGGAUUUUUUCGUUCAGCUUUAUAACCUUCUUUUGGAGUAUAGACCUGACAGGGAUCGGGGUGAGGUGUUGGCUGAAGCUUUAAAAACAAUGCUAUGGGAAGGAAAACAACAUGAUGUGCAGAGAGCAGCUGCUUUCAUAAAACGCCUGGCAACUUUUUCUCUGUCCUUUGGUUCUGCAGAGGCUAUGGCAGCCUUGGUGACAAUAAAACAUCUACUCCAGAAGAACAGCAAGUGCCGCAAUUUGUUGGAGAAUGAUGCUGGUGGUGGUUCAUUCUCUGGUUUAGUAGUGAAGUAUCAACCGGAGGCUGCAGACCCAAACCUGAGUGGUGCUCUCGCUUCGGUUCUAUGGGAGCUUAGUCUUCUGGCAAAGCAUUACAAUCCGUCCAUUUCAUCCACGGCGACAAGUAUUUCAAGCAUGGCAAGCAUGGACCCUGCCCAGAAUCAGGUUUACCUCUCCACAACAUCCCCACUGCAAGCCUUUAAAGACUUGUCAAUCGAACGAGAGCUGUUCAAACCAACUGGUAAACCAGUCUCUCUAAAUCGUAAAAGGAUGAGGGGAAAGGAUUUUGUUAUCAUCAGUCCUGAUGAAGUUCAGAAAGUGGAGAACACAAUAGAUGAGGAAGAGGUGAAAUGCAGGUUGGAAGAACAUUUCAUGGUGCUUAGAGAUAUUGCAGAAAAUGAGAGACUGAGGGGGGAGUUGAAUCACACUCUAUCAUCAAUCAAGUUGUACAAGGAGUACAAGAGACAGAAAAAGCAAAGAGAUACUUCAAAUACGUAGAAGAAACGGGAAUGGGAAGGUUAUGUGAUAGUCUUAAGUUUAUUAAGUUUUGCAAAUCCUUACCUGCUGCGGCAGUGUGCUCGACUUCUUGUUUUGGAGUAUGUAAUGAUUUUAGUUUAGUUUUCAAUUUAUCAAAAUGACAAGUGAUGGCAUGGAAUUUACUAAGAGAAGAGCAGGCUAUUAGUAAUUUCACCCCUAAUAUUGGAUUGUGGCAGUGAUCAUCUGGUCGAAACUAAUAUGGUUCGGUUUGGAGGGAUAAAA